Molecule: messenger RNA, 3431 nt
Organism: Lepisosteus oculatus (spotted gar)
Lineage: Eukaryota; Metazoa; Chordata; Actinopteri; Semionotiformes; Lepisosteidae
Gene: csnk1a1
Product: casein kinase 1, alpha 1
Biological process (GO): peptidyl-serine phosphorylation; negative regulation of canonical Wnt signaling pathway; signal transduction
Cellular component (GO): cytoplasm; nucleus
Molecular function (GO): protein serine/threonine kinase activity; ATP binding
Source: RefSeq, a predicted model, not a curated record
CCCCCGAGUCAGAGUGUCUCGCUCAGUGUGUGCGCUUAGAAGCCGAUCCGCCUCGAGACCGACAGAGGGACGACAAGAUGGCGGAGUGAGCGAGCCGCGCUCGGGGGUGGGAAGAAAGCCGCGCGACUCCGACAGAAUUCCCCAGCCAACGGAAGGGCGACGAGGCUCAGACCCGCCGGAGAGGAAGACGACACGGCCGGUCGCUCCGAUUAACGGCAAAAAACAACAACAACAACAACAACAACGACGACGAAAAAACCCGUCGCUCCUCGGUCCAGGACGCCGCGCUGCGAGAAAGCGUCGAUUAAUUGAGGGGGGAGUUUAUUUUUUUUCCUCCCCCUUUGCUGUAGUGUCCUUUUCGCCACCAGAAGAGACCGGUCUGAGGGGGGGGGGGACUCCGACCGAUACGCUUCGAAAAGAGAGAAAAGACGUCGGCUGGGACGACGAGACACCCAGCGCCGCCGACACAAAAGACCUCGGCUUUAAUUCACUCCUCCAUCCCGAAAGCCGUCGCCUCACAGACCCAUGCUGUAAACCGACCCCCCCACCCAUCUUCCUCCUGCUUCCAAAAUAUUUUCCUCCCCCUCUCUCUUCUUCCGUUGCCUCUGUCCCUUUCCCUCCGUCCUCGACGCGCCCGUCGGCGGGACUCUUUUUAUGAUCUGCUAGCGAAGAGGCGGAAAAGGGCGGCGGAUCGGUACCCCGAAUAUCCUCUCUCUCUGUCUGCCCCGGCUCCCACGGUCUGCGGGGGACAUGGCCAGCACCAGCGGCUCCAAGGCCGAGUUCAUAGUCGGUGGAAAAUACAAGCUGGUCCGGAAAAUCGGCUCCGGAUCCUUCGGGGACAUUUACCUGGCCAUCAAUAUCACAAAUGGAGAGGAAGUGGCCGUGAAACUGGAGUCCCAGAAGGCCAGGCACCCCCAGCUGCUGUACGAAAGCAAGUUGUACAAGAUCUUGCAAGGGGGCGUCGGGAUCCCCCACAUCAGGUGGUAUGGCCAAGAGAAGGAUUACAAUGUCCUAGUGAUGGAUCUCCUGGGGCCCAGUCUGGAGGAUCUCUUCAACUUCUGCUCGCGCAGGUUUACAAUGAAAACCGUACUGAUGCUAGCAGACCAGAUGAUCAGCAGAAUCGAGUAUGUGCACACAAAGAAUUUCAUCCACAGAGAUAUCAAGCCAGACAACUUUCUAAUGGGUAUCGGGCGCCACUGUAAUAAGUGUUUAGAAUCUCCAGUGGGGAAGAGGAAAAGAAGCGUGGCUGUUAGUUCUUCUCAGGACCCAUCUUUCUCAGGAUUAAACCAGUUGUUUCUUAUUGAUUUUGGUUUGGCCAAAAAAUACCGGGACAACAGAACACGACAACACAUACCUUACAGAGAAGACAAAAACCUCACAGGCACAGCUCGCUAUGCCAGCAUCAAUGCACACCUGGGCAUCGAGCAGAGCCGCCGAGAUGACAUGGAGUCGCUAGGAUACGUGCUGAUGUACUUCAAUAGAACCAGCCUGCCCUGGCAGGGAUUAAAGGCUGCCACAAAGAAACAGAAGUACGAGAAGAUUAGUGAGAAAAAGAUGUCGACUCCUGUUGAAGUCUUGUGUAAGGGUUUCCCGGCAGAGUUUGCCAUGUACCUGAACUACUGCCGUGGGCUGCGGUUCGAGGAGGCGCCUGACUACAUGUACCUGCGACAGCUCUUCCGCAUUCUCUUCAGGACCCUGAAUCACCAGUAUGACUACACAUUCGACUGGACCAUGCUGAAGCAGAAAGCCGCCCAACAGGCAGCCUCCUCGGGGGGGCAGGGGCAGCAGGCACAAACCCCCACAGGCAAGCAAACUGACAAACCCAAGAGUAACAUGAAAGGUUUCUAAGCAUUAAGGUGAUGUAAUGAAGCAGAGCAGAAUGGUCGUAGCAGGAUUUGCCUUCUAAUCACUCCCCGGCAUCUAGGAUUUUAAUUCACAAGAACCUGCCAGGCAUUGUGGGCAACCAUUUUUUGCUGUUUAAGGACUUUCGUUUCAUAUAUUAUAUAUGUAAUCGGUAUAUAUAGAUAAUAUGCGCAGGCAUCUAUCUAUAUAUAGGUUUGUAUAUACUAUAUACACACUGAACAGGCUAUGUAUGGAGCCUUGAAGCUGUAGCCUUUUCUAUUGUCCUGUUCCAGAAGACUUGGGUGUCUCUCCCUGUUUCUUUCUUCAAGCUGAAAACUGUGUAAGUGGUUGGCUCACAGAGGAAUAUAAUUGUGCACAUGCCAAUUUUUCCCUGAGUUCUCUCUCCAGACUCGAACUGCUUGAGUUUGUCCCGCCCCUCUUCUUCGUCUCCCAUCGGAGAAGCUCGACCCCCCUGUCCCGUUCCGGCACGGCUCCGCUGCGAGGCGCGUUCCGAGGAGUCAGGCCUCACAGCAGGAUGUCAUAGAUUUUAAAUGCACCUUUUUUUUUUUCUUCCCUUUUUGUUCUUGACCUCAAGAGAAAUGGAAAGAUGUGAACCUUCCGGCAUCAGUUCACAUCCUCGUUAUCGAAUUCAUUGUUCAGAGAUUACUUAGCAAACAUCGGGGCACCUUUUUUUUUAAAAAAAAAUGGUAAAAUAAGACUCUGCCUGCUGAUACGCGCUAGAAUAAAAAAGCUAAUGUGAAGAUUUAAAAAAAUUCUAGUGACUACUAGGUUUCUCUUUAGAACGCUGCAUUAACUGUAUUGUACUUGGUAAACAGUUGAAAAAAUAAAACAGGCAUAUUCAUUACAGAUUAGGCAUCACUUCUUAACUAAACCUGUAUGUACAGUAAAUUGCUCAAGUAACAUAAUUGUACACAUUGAUCUGGGGUUUUCUGUUUGGACAUGUCAGCAUGUUAAUUGAAAGAAGUAAACGCCAUCUGUUAGAGUUGAUUUUAUUGCUGUGAUGGCCUCAGUGUUCUGUGAGACAAAAGAACAUGUACAAAGUAUUUUCGCCCCACUCACCUGGUAUCAUGCUAUUCUUUUUUUAUAUAUAUAUACAUUUUUUUAAAUCAGUAAAGGUAAUUUUUUUUCAGUUUUAUAGAGAUGUAUCUUUUCCCCUUUUUUUAUUUUUAUCGUUUUGAGGAAAGGGUUGUUUCUGUUGGUUUUUUCCUGCGGUGGAGCGGAUCCUCUUGUAAAAUAUCUCUGGGACUUUCUCUCUGCGACCGUGAAAUAUUGCGCUGCUGGGUUGAAGCAGCGCCUUUUUUUCUGUUAGUUUUUUUUUAUUAAUUUGGAAAAAACGUUGUUGGAGGGUUUUCUUUUCUAUUUACUUCUGAGUCUUGUGAAGAAAGCAAAGGUUAAUCUCAGCCUUUAGCCACAACAGAUUCACACCAGUAACUUGUUAGCUGGCUGUCCUUCUCCCUUAUUACUCCUCUGACCCAGCCUAAGAUAUUUUACUGCUGGAAUUCUAUAACAGUGUAAUUUAUUCCCUUUUAGCAUGUCAGAAUAAAUUAAAUUUACUUGUCAGAACCGCU